AUGGCAUUUCGCACAAAGUUUCAGACAAAGUUUCGCCCAAUGUUUCACAGAACUAAGGAUUUUUUGCAGAAUGUACUAACGCCAGUUGUUACAGUGAAAACUGCAUACGAUUAUGUAAAAGAGCCAUCAAACAGUGAACUUAGCGACAAACUGGACAAAGUGUCAGCAAAGAUUGAACUUAAGGACCAACUGGUGGAUAGCAAAAUCAUUGAUGGCUGCAGUGAACUUAAGGAACAAUCGGCCAAGUUGUCACAGCACACUACAGCAAAGUCUAGCAAAAUCACUGAUGUUGUGAAAAAGUUCUGUAAAUCGGCUGAUGGAAGUAGUGUAAGCCCAGCCUGA
Messenger RNA from Ilex paraguariensis (yerba mate), 342 nucleotides. Lineage: Eukaryota; Viridiplantae; Streptophyta; Magnoliopsida; Aquifoliales; Aquifoliaceae. The record is from the annotation of a GenBank genome assembly.